This is a messenger RNA of Sardina pilchardus (European sardine), 1361 nucleotides long. RefSeq names its product tetraspanin 9b (gene tspan9b). Bases 316 to 1038 code for a protein of 240 amino acids. Gene Ontology annotation, cellular component: plasma membrane. NCBI's taxonomy places the organism in Eukaryota, Metazoa, Chordata, Actinopteri, Clupeiformes, Clupeidae. The record is from RefSeq and is a predicted model, not a curated record. The transcript has 8 exons.
CCUCCCGAAAUCAGUUCAUCUUUUCCGCAGCUCCGCUAUUUCCGUUCUCUUCAGAAGGCCAGGAAAACACAGGGAACAAACUGACUGGGGAUAUGCUAGAUGUGUGAAAGAGUCUGAAAGUCUAAUCGUAGGCUAUUGAUUAGGUCUAACUGGGGACAUUAUUUUCUGGAUUAAUCCUUGGAUACGUUCGAUGUUUUGUUCAUGAAGACGAACGCGACGGAUACAAGGAGACUUGCAACUUGUGAAAAGUUGCGCUUUGGAUAAUCACUCAUCCUGAAUAAACGCGCUAGGCUACAGUAAAACACUGCAUUAAGGAUGGCACCGGGCUGUUUGUGUUGUGUGAAAUACAUGAUGUUCCUUUUCAAUCUGUUGUUCUGGUUGUGUGGCUGUGGUCUGUUGGGUGUGGGUGUGUGGUUGUCAGUUGCCCAGGGCAACUUUGCCACCUUCUCCCCAUCCUUCCCCUCCCUCUCUGCUGCCAACCUCAUCAUCACCUUGGGCACCGUCGUCAUGCUAACAGGCUUUCUGGGUUGCCUGGGUGCUGUCAAGGAAAACAAGUGUUUGCUGCUAAGUUUUUUCAUAGUUCUGUUGAUCAUUCUGCUGGUUGAACUGAUUCUACUGGUCCUGUUCUUUGUAUAUACUGAUCAGGUGAGUGAAAAUGCCAAACAGGACCUGAAAGAUGGCCUCCGACUCUAUGACACGCAGGACAAUAUCGGACUGCGUAAUGCAUGGAACAUCAUCCAGAGGGAGUGGCACUGCUGUGGGGUCAGUGGGUACACGGACUGGUACGAUGCCCUGAAGGAGAGGAGAGUGCCUGACCGCUGCUGCAAGAACCACUUCCUGGAUUGUGGCCGCAACUCCUCCAGCUCCAGCCUGUGGUCUCAGGGCUGCUAUGAGAGAGUGGAGGAAUGGCUAGAUGACAACAAACACUUGCUUGGAACCAUUGUCAUGGGUGUGCUGGUUAUACAGCUGCUGGGACUGGCCUUCUCCAUGACACUUUACCAGCAGAUCCACCGUGCUGGAAAGAAAUACAGUGCCUAGAAAUACCAUGUUUCACUCUAUGAAACUACAUUUCCCAGAGUUCCACAUUCCACUGACAGUGACACUCCCCUGCCAUUUGUUGGCAAUAUAAUCAUUUGAGUGGACAUGUGGGAUUUUCUGCUAUUUGAACCAGCAAGAACACGUGUGUGUGUGUGUGUGUAUGUUUGCGUGCGUGUGUGAUUGUGUGUGUCUCAUCAGAGACUGAGUUAGUAUCAUGUGCGUGCCGUGCUGCACCAAAAGUGUUCCCUUAAAUGUUUUGUAUCAUUAUACUGUACAACUGUAAAACUUUUUGUGUGUUUAAAUACAACUGGCUGUUUAUUUUA